Messenger RNA from Hemiscyllium ocellatum (epaulette shark), 2605 nucleotides. RefSeq names its product TNFAIP3-interacting protein 1-like. The record is from RefSeq and is a predicted model, not a curated record. The transcript has 12 exons. NCBI's taxonomy places the organism in Eukaryota, Metazoa, Chordata, Chondrichthyes, Orectolobiformes, Hemiscylliidae. Gene Ontology annotation, biological process: regulation of transcription by RNA polymerase II; cellular response to lipopolysaccharide. Bases 169 to 1293 code for a protein of 374 amino acids.
CAAAUCCAGAUGCAAAGCUCCAUUAGAGGGCAGCAUCAAAACCCCAAUAUCUGCAGAUUUAUUAGUGGGAGGAUGCGGCAGUUAAUUAUCGUCAACCGUGUUGGAGCUGAAUGUUUUUAAAUAAGCAAAAAACCGAGAGCGCUUUAUUUUUGUGUACCUUCCAAUGAAAUGUCGUGCAGCUGCACGGGGGAAACGGUACUCCUUCGACUCUCAACGGACGGUGCACUUGAGAGAGAGAAAAAAAGAGCCCGAGCUGUAGGGAUUGCGAAUGUGACUGGAAUGGAAAUCGAAAACCAAAGGAGCCUAUCCACAGAUGGAAAAGAAGCUUUUGAAAGACAGAUUAAGAUUUUAGAAAAUCAAAAAAAGGAGCUCUUGAAGAUAAACAAGCAGUGGGACCAGGAGUUCAGGAACAUGAAGGCAGUGUAUGAGCAGAAGCUGAAGGAAAAGUUCACCACUUACCAACACUCCCUGACUGACCUAGAGAAGGAGCUGGAUGAGAAGCAGAGGGAUUUCGAUAAGAAGUUGCUGCUUGCCAAAGCAAAACUUGAAACAGCAGAAGAACAAAAGCAGACACUAAAUGCAAAAUUGCUUGAGGCUGAAGAAGAAAAUAAACAUUUGAAAGAAUGCCACUCCUCAAUAACCAAACAAAAAGGAUAUUAUGAACAUGAAAUUGCUCGUCUCAAUAAGGCUCUGUCUGAUGCUUUAAGAAAGCAGAAUGUUCCUUGCAUGUCUCACGGUUUUGAUAAUGCAGAAAUAAUGAGAAAGUCUCAUCCUGAAGAACUGACAACACAAAUUGAGAUCCUAAAGCAACAGGUGCAGAUAUUUGAAGAAGACUUUCAGAAAGAACGGUGUGACCGGGAAAGAAUGAAUGAAGAGAAAGAAGAAUUGAAGAAAAACAUUGAGCACCUACAAUCAAAACUUACUCUUCUUAACACACGGCUUAAGACUUAUGAGGAAGACUUUAUCAAGGAAAGGAAAGAAAAGGACUUACUGGGAAAAAAGCUGAAAAAACAGGCUACAGGCAUUCCGCAGUCACCUGCAACCCCUUACCCACCUCUGGCAUAUGCACCUUGUGCACCAUACAUUAAUUAUGGACAUCCCUAUGGAAUCCCUGUCCACUAUCCAGGCCCUGCAUUCAUGAUGCCUCAGACAGAGAGUAGAGGUUAUCAGCAGCAUCCCAUGCCAGAGUGUCCCUGGUAUCUUCCAUACUCCGAUGAGCUUUCACCAGAUCAACAAAAUGUUCAAAAAUGCAGGCCGAAAGAUAUUACCUCAACAAAAAGAAAUGCAAAAUAGACACCAUGGAAUAAAAAUGAUUUGUUAUGAAUAUUUAUCAAUGCCUUCAAACAACACUAGGCCUUUGCUGAUUACUGUCCUGUUGCAGUUGCUGCUGUUUAAUAUAUUUUUGAAGUAUGCUCUUUGUUUCCAUUUUUAAACAAACCAUAAUGAUAUGUUAAAUAUGAAACAAAAGCUUACCUUUUCAGCUGCAGUCAGGGAUGUAAUGAUUUUCAUUUGCAUGACUUAUUUAAUGUAGUAAACCAUCCCAGAGUUUUCAUAGGGGUGUCACCAAACUUCAGUAUUCCAUCACAAAGGAGAAUAUCUGGUGGUAGGUCUGUCUUAUGAACAGAGAUUGAACCGUUUAGGCCUAUACUCCAGCGAGUUUAGAAGAAUUAGAGGAGAUCGAAUGAAGUAUGUAAGAUGCUCGGGGGUAUUGACAAAGUAGAUGUAGAAAGGAUGCUUCUUCAUGUGGGGUAACCUAAAAUAGAUGAAAAACUGCUUCCCCAAGUCUAUAGAGUUUGCUAUCUCAGACUACGGUGGAUGUUGGGACAUUGAGUAAACGUAAGGAGGUGAUAGCUUUUUGAUUAGUAUUACUUGAAAGGCUAGGGAGAAUGGGAAGGAAAGUGGAGUCGAGGCCGAGAUGAGAUCAGCCAUGAUGGUGUCAAAUGAUUGAGCAAGCUCAAAGGGCUGAAUUACCUACUCCACCUACUUAUGUUCUUCAAAAUUGGAACACUUGAUGUCAUGGAAGAGAUAAUCUCAUUUUUAGAAUUUGGAUUUUUUUUGAAAGAUAGAUGGAUUUUAAUUAUAUCUGUGAAGUGUUUUGGUCACAAAAAUGGUCAAAGUCAAUUUGGGACAGUGCGCUAAAUAAAUCAUUCCUAAGAUAACAUUGUAAAUUCAGCUAACUGCCUAACGAACUCCCUAAGGCAUUAAUGGGGGAAACUGUUUUAUAUUGUUAGGUUUAUGGGGGUUGGGGGUAGAAUGAACAACUAGUUUAGUUUUAACUUCAGAGCAGAAGAUUCAAAGUUUGUUCAGAAUGUAGAAAAUUUAAGUUCUCAGAAUUGUGGAAGUUUCAUACAAUGACACCAAGAAAGCAAUCCUAAAAUGGUCUCUACAUUUAAAAUAAAAACUGGACAGAUAAAAGAUCAAGUAAAAGUUUAACAGCUGAAUUAGGAGCAAUAUUUCUUUGGGAUUGAGUCAUUGUGACAGGUGGUGUUGGGAAACCAGUUGAAACUUUGAUGUUUGUGUUAAGGUCCUCCUUACUGUAUUAUAUAUGUGUAUAGCUUUGUUUGCUUUUCUUUUAUGUAAUAAACUUGUUUUGUGUUAAAGAAAA